Papaver somniferum (opium poppy) is the source of this 901-nucleotide messenger RNA. Its product is annotated as 1-Cys peroxiredoxin-like. Gene Ontology annotation, cellular component: cytosol; mitochondrion. The record is from RefSeq and is a predicted model, not a curated record. Lineage: Eukaryota; Viridiplantae; Streptophyta; Magnoliopsida; Ranunculales; Papaveraceae. Gene Ontology annotation, biological process: cell redox homeostasis; cellular oxidant detoxification. Bases 83 to 742 code for a protein of 219 amino acids. The transcript has 3 exons. Gene Ontology annotation, molecular function: peroxiredoxin activity.
UUAGUUUCUGCAUUUGAGUAGUCAGAGAUUUCGAAGCAACUCUUGCUUUUAGUUUAUUAGUCAUCAUCAAGAAGAAUUCAAGAUGCCAGGACUGACAAUCGGAGAUGAAAUUCCUAACUUGGAAGUUGAAACUACUCAUGGGAAAUUCAAGCUUCAUGACUUCAUUGGAAACCAGUGGACCAUCUUAUUUUCUCACCCUGGGGACUUCACACCUGUCUGCACAACAGAGUUAGGUCAAAUGGCUGCAUACUCUGGUGAAUUUGAGAAAAGAGGUGCCAAACUUUUAGGACUUUCUUGUGAUGAUGUUCAAUGUCACAAUGAAUGGAUCAAAGACAUUGAAGCUUACACGCCUGGCUGCAAGGUGAACUACCCAAUCAUAGCCGACCCAAACAGAGAUAUCAUGAAGCAGUUGAACAUGGUUGAUCCAGAUGAAAAAGAUCCGAACGGAUUUCCAACACCAUCAAGGGCACUGCACAUUGUUGGAACUGACAAGAAGGUCAAGUUAAGUUUCUUGUAUCCCGCUACAACUGGAAGAAACAUGGAUGAGAUAGUCAGGGUUUUGGAUUCACUUCAGAAGGCAGCAAAGAACAAGGUUGCAACUCCAGUGAACUGGAAACAGGGAGAUCCCGUGGUGAUAUCUCCAAGUGUUACUAAUGAUGAAGCCAAGAAGAUGUUCCCUCAGGGUUUUGAAACCAAGGAUCUUCCAUCAAAGAAAGAAUAUCUUCGCUUCACUAACGUAUGAAGAAGAAAUAGGUCGCACUGUUACUAUUGCUUUUGUUAUUUUGGGUCUAGGGGCGGUUAAGUUUAAUGUUCGGUCUGUACUUAUGGUGUCUAUUAGUAGUAUGUAGUUAACUGCAAAUGUUGCUGUCUAAUCUGUGUUUUUUAAUUAUGAAUGUUAGUU